This is a messenger RNA of Pyrus x bretschneideri (Chinese white pear), 1569 nucleotides long. RefSeq lists its product as uncharacterized. The transcript has a single exon. The record is from RefSeq and is a predicted model, not a curated record. The coding region runs from base 119 to 1414 and encodes 431 amino acids. Lineage: Eukaryota; Viridiplantae; Streptophyta; Magnoliopsida; Rosales; Rosaceae.
CCAAACUUAAAACCUCAUACUUAAUAAAAAAAAAUAUUAAAAGAUAAAGCGAGUGGAAAAAUCACUCCCUAUAUUUUUUAUAUUUUAAAUUUGGGAUGUUCUUCUGUUUAUAUUCCACAUGUCUCACUUCCUCACACCCUCUAAAGCCUCUGACCCAACUCUAUUUAUAAUCCUCUCAUUUUCUCAACAUCCUUGCAACCCUCAGUUCAGAAACACAAUGGCAGCAGUUCCAAACAUUGCUGCUGAUGAUGAACAAGAAAGAGUACUUCUUGACGAAGAUUUUGCCUCCGACGCUGACGAAUUGGAGGAAGAACAAGAAGAAGAUGAAGAGGAAGAAGUGUCACUCUGUGAUCUUCCAGUGAAUUUGAUCAAACAGGAUCAAACACAAUUUUCCAAUCUCAAUCUCAAAUCUGAGUCUUCCCAUGUCGCCAUUGAAAAGCAAGAUCAAGAAUUUGAUUUCUGUUCGUCGAAGCGUGGCGGGUUGAAUAAUUUGUUGGCAGACACAAAAAUGUGUGCUGCAGAUGAAGUGUUCUUCCAAGGCCAAAUUCUACCUCUCCGCCUCUCCAUCAGCUCAGAUACCCACUCCAACAGACCAACCAGUCAGUGUCCGUUGAGCGGUGUCGGGCUCAGAAGCAGCAGUUGCAGAAGCAGAAGUAGUCACAACUCAUCAUUCAGCAGCAGCACCAGCUCCACCACCACCACCACCACAACAGGCAUUGCUUCAAAGCCAAGAGCAACAAGACCAAGAAACCAAUUCUACACAGAACCAAGUCCAAAACUGCAAAUCAAAAUUCCGAAUUCUCGAUUAGAAAAGGCGGGCAGCCGGCAUCAUAAGUCCUCGAUGUGGGAUUUUUUCCGGUUGGGAUUGGUGCGCACUCCCGACAUGGAAUUGCAGGAUUUUAACAAGGUACUUCGUAGCAAUUGUAGUACCAGUACUCGAGCGAAUAACAACGCGAGAAAUUCCGUCAGUCGAAAUAGCAGCGUUAGUAGCACCAACAGUACAAGUUUCAUAUCCAGUUACAACAAUGCUGCUAGUGCUAUUAGUGGUUUGAAGCCGGAGAAUUUGAAACAGAAGAAGCAGAGCUUUUUUAGCAGUGUUCAUGGCUGCAAGUGCUCGAUCGAAACGGUGGCGUCUGAUAACGCGAUUUUCAAGAGCCGAUCGAGCAGCGGUAGGAGUACUAGUGCAAGUCACAUCAAUGAAGAUGGUGGUGUAAGAGCGGCAGCAGCUGCUUCGAUGCAUGCCGCGUCGGAAGAAAAAGUAGCGAUAGAGUUGAAGAUGAUGACGAGGAAGAAUAACAAGAAGCAGCAGCAAAGUUGUAAGCAAAAGGAAAAGCAGGCCCUUUCACAUCACAGAACGUAUGAAUGGCUAAAGCAGCAGUCGCAUGCAAACUCUCCUUUUCCUGUGCAUGUUUAAAGUUUAUGGCGGUGGUGAUGGUGGUCGACGACCGGUGGUGGGGAUAGGAAGUUAAAAAGGAAAAUGAUUUUUGUACGUCUCUUUUAUUUUUCUGCACACUCGUUUAUUUUUGUCCAUCGGUUCCACCAACACUAAGUUAUUUUCUGAUUGACAAA